UGUACGAACCUCUUUGGAUAAGACCUGACAAGAUGUGGUGUCUCGUUAGUCAAGCCAAUUCCGUCAUCCUCGAAGUGCAAGUCGACCCUAAAGCCAUUGGUCAGGAGUGUCUCGAAAAGGCAUGCGACUGCCUGGGCAUCAGCAAGGAAUGCGACUACUUCGGGCUAAAGUAUCAGAACGCGAAGGGCGAGGAGCUCUGGCUGAACCUGAGGAAUCCCAUGGAGAGGCAAACGGGCGGCGGUGUAGCACCUCUAAGGUUCGCUUUGAGGGUGAAGUUUUGGGUACCGCCUCACCUGUUGCUGCAGGAAGCCACCAGGCAUCAGUUCUACUUGCACUCUCGUUUGGAACUACUCGAGGGCAGAUUAAAAGUGUCAGACUGGGGUUCUGUGGCUCGGUUGGUAGCGUUGAUAGCGCAAGCCGACGGCGGUGAUUACGACGCGUUAUCGCCACCGCAUGCACUUUACUCGCAAUGUUGUGAAAUUCAACCGGCGGAACCGUGCGGACCGAAGCCUCAGGAUUUCCUCUACAGGAUCGUUCAACAGCACAAGGAAAUCAAGGGCAUGAAAACGUCCACCGCCGAGUAUUGGCUGUUAAAAGAGAUAUCGAAUUUGGAUACGUUCGGCCAGGAGAUGUUUCACAGUAAAUUCGGCUACAACGGAGUGUCGAUGAUCGGUGUCGGGCCUCACGGUAUCACGGUCUAUCGUAAUCACGACGAAGAAACGCAAAACAUACCGUAUACGGCGAUACAAAGCGCAACGUCUCAGCGUCGAAUGUUUCAUUUGGUUUACCUUUCUCUCGACGGUGAGGAGACUUCGUUGAACUUUAAAUUAGAUUCGAGUCAAUCGGCCAGUGGACUUUACCGGGCGAUCACCGAGAAGCACGCGUUUUACAGUUGCGAGACAGUGAGAAGCGCGGUGACUGCUCAAUUUAUACGCGACUUGAAGGGCACUAUAAUCUCGAUAUUCAACGAAGACUCGACGUUGGGAAAGAAAUACGUGUUCGACAUCCGCAGGACGUGCCGAGAGGUGUACGAUAACGCGAGACGCGCUCUUUACUGCGAGGCCGCGACCGUCAGGUUACCGGAGGAGAAGGACGUUUUGGGGAAGCACGACUGCGGGGAGUGCGAGGAUCCCAAGUGCAAGGAAUCUCGGGAAUGUCUGGCAAGAUUAUUGGACGCGAUGCUGUGCCGCAUUUGCAUGGAUCGUAGUUUAGACACCGCCCUGUUCCCCUGCGGGCACGCGGUCGCCUGUUUAGAUUGCGCUAGGCGUUGCGAGCGUUGUCCUCUGUGCCGUGCGGACAUCGACCAUUGUCGAACGAUAUAUCUCCCGAUCGAGCUAACGCACGUCGAUAAGCACAAUCCGAAAUUGCUCUCGGAAUCCAUCGAGCCUGUCUACGGGAGCGCGUCCACCGAGGAGAUUCAGAAGAGGGCUUUGGUAACCGAGAGCUCCCUGGUGAUAAACGGUAACGAUAUUUGAGAACGCCGCCACGCCGCCACGCCAUUCGACGCGUUUCAGAGAUUCUUCUCGAGAAUCUUCGCUUGCCAGAGCGAGAGAACGCUCUGAAUUCACUUCACCUCUCCUCCUCCCCUCCCUUCUCCAGUAGUAUUAAGUAUCAUUGUCUCUCUUGAACCUUCUUCAGACUUUACGAAAGGGUCGACGACGACCUCUUUCCUCCCUCUUUUUCUUUUUUUCUUUCGCAUCGUCAAAAACAUUCGCGCGAUUCGUCGAUACUGUGAUGGAAAAAAAAAAAACAAAAAAAAAACGAAAUUACUAUCGUUUAAAUACUUAUCCAACUAUUUAUAACGAUCUUACGAUGUUAAUAACGAUGUUAUCUCGAUACUCCUUAAUUAAAUAUUGAGUCUUAAUUGUGCGACCGACAAGUGCUAUUAGCAGCAUUGAUCUCCGAAGAAAACAAACAAACAGUGCUGCCGUUAUUUUCACGAAAGAGUAGUAUAAUUUAUAUUAAUGCAAAAUUCAACGCGUCCUAUGUAGAUUUUGAUUUUUAUCCACUGUC
This is a messenger RNA of Habropoda laboriosa, 2013 nucleotides long. It is a transcript of the gene dnr1, whose product is annotated as E3 ubiquitin-protein ligase MYLIP. The record is from RefSeq and is a predicted model, not a curated record. Gene Ontology annotation, molecular function: ubiquitin-protein transferase activity. Gene Ontology annotation, biological process: ubiquitin-dependent protein catabolic process. The coding region runs from base 33 to 1475 and encodes 480 amino acids. Gene Ontology annotation, cellular component: cytoskeleton. The transcript is spliced from 7 exons. Lineage: Eukaryota; Metazoa; Arthropoda; Insecta; Hymenoptera; Apidae.